AUCAUUACUGCUAGGAUAUUAUUUCUGCUGCCCAUUUUAAUAUUAAACUAUUCUCGAUUCAAGCUGGGUCAUCCACAUGAAUAUCUGGUGGUCAGCGCAUUUCACUAAGGAAUGUCAGUUGACCUGAAAAUGUUGUGACCUAUUCGAAUGAAGCUCACUCUUGGACGCUUGGUGCAGACGAUUCCCCUAACAAGAAAAGUACAAUAAAUGCAGCCGUCGCCUUUAAGUCAGGUUAGAAUCAACUCAAUGAGACAACUCCCGAGAUUCCAACAAUGCUGCCCAAGAAACUCAAUACCGAGAAUCACUAAGGAUCUGAUAUGACCUGCGGGUCAGGACGAAUAGUCAUGCCAACAAGACUUCUGGUGUAUCUCUGAUAACCAAUAAUCAGCUUUUUGACAUGGUUUAUUUGCGGUCAAGAAUGCGGAGGACCCAGAUAUAGAUAUGACUGGAUACUCAACACAAUUGAUAGCAGCAAGAAUAGAAACUUGCACAAAUUUGGAUAUUUUGAUCUGAGGAGGCCUAGUAAAUAUACAGUUUGUAUUCCAAGCACACAUCAAAACGAAUCAAAAUAUUUUUAUAAUUCUCAAUCUUGAAUCUAAGCCAAUGUCUUGUUUUCCAAAGCUAAAAAUAAACAUGCCGUUUGGCCUGCCGUACCAGCUGAAUACGCCAGAUUCAAUGAUUGGCAGGCUGCUGUUGAAUCGCUACCUCUUUGCCACCUGGCUGUGUUACCUGACCGAGUACCAACUGCUGGCGAUUUUCUUGCUUUACCAGCGUUUCGAUAUCGCCCAUCCAAUUGAAUGCCUGUCUGUAUUGUUUGACUGGAUUGUAUGUUCGUUCUAUACCAUGACUCGAAUGCAGCUGCUGGGCCUCCAUGUGGCCAUCUAUGGGCUGUUGCUAUGCCGCAUACACGAACGUCUGCCGGCUUGCCACAGUUCGCGUCAGGUGCGCAUGAGACAGGAGCUGCCAAUUAAACUCUGUCUGCUGACCGUGCUUAUUAGCUUGGGCUACUGCAGUUGCUGGCUGUAUUUGAAAUAUAUGGAUGAGCUGAACGUUGAUGUGGAUUUGAGCUACACUGGCCAUUUUCUGCUGAUGAACGGCGCCUUCUGUGGCCUCGCCUACUUCCUGAGCGAGCAUUUCAAAUUCAACAGCGAAGUGUGGCCGCUGCCCAUGGUGCGCAUGAACCAUGCCACAUCGGAAUGGCUGAGCUGGCAACACUUCGAGUUUCGCUCAACACUGCCGCGAGUUAUGCUCUACACGAUCGUCUUUGCCGCCAUCUACUGGCCAAACAUGAACGGAGACAGGGAGGCCAGCUGGCAGCUAUUUCGCCUGUCCAACUGCCUGACCAUGCUGAUCAUCCUCAAGAUGUAUGCCAUCAAACGUGUCUUCGGCAUGGUCAUGCAUUGCGAGCUGCCGCUAACUGUGCAGCAGAAGCAGGAUCGGCGACUGCCGCUGGUCCUGGCGCUCAGCCUCGACUGCCAGCUGUAUGGCUUUCAGAUGCAGGCAGCCAGAGACUUCUAUAUGCUGGUGUCCAGCUCGAGCGGCGAGCAAUGCGAACUAUUUCAGCUGCAGGGCAAUUUACGCCGACUGCCCAAAAACUGGCAGGCGCUGCGCGAUGUGCUGCUGGAGAGGAUUACGCUGUUUACAUUAAAACUCAAGAAGUGCCUGGAAAUCCCGCAGCCGCAAUGUCAGCACGCGGCUAAGUCUGCCUAUCCGGGCUUGCGUCCGCUUGCGGCAAAGCCAAAACCUUCCAGAUAUUGGAGUCGCCGCUGCGGCGACCGGAAGCCACCCUGCCAGCCCCUCUAUAAAUCCUUGCUGAUCGGUCCGAUGCGUCUGCUGUGCCACCUGCGCAACAAACUGCAGAGCUGCCAGCUGAAGGAAAAGCUAACUUGCUAUUGCAAAUGCCGACUGCCCUUUCAGGUUAAGCGGCCAAUUGAACCGAAGCAACUGGAGCACGAGCUGUGCCUUGGCCGACCACUUGUCUGGCUAAUACCCGGGCUCGUAGCCAUUUGUGUGCGCUCGCUAGAGGAGGAUAAACACGGCUCGUUACAUCAGGACCUGGAGCUGAUCUUUCAGUCGCUUGUUGACCUGGAUAGGCAGAUCGGUUUGGUCCGCGAGCUGCUGCUCAGGCAGCAACAGGAACCAUGCCUGACCCUUGAUAUGAUCUCGCAGACAACGACGCGCGCUCUAAAUAGCAUGACCUUCAACUUUCACAGCUAUCUGGAUUAUCUUGUGAAGGAUCUGGAACUACUAAGGGUAUUGCGGGAGCGCACUUGUGCUUGAAAUUAUGUUCAAAUUGUUCUUUUAUUUUU
Messenger RNA from Drosophila novamexicana, 2309 nucleotides. Its product is annotated as nucleoporin Ndc1. The record is from RefSeq and is a predicted model, not a curated record. Bases 604 to 2280 code for a protein of 558 amino acids. NCBI's taxonomy places the organism in Eukaryota, Metazoa, Arthropoda, Insecta, Diptera, Drosophilidae. The transcript has 2 exons.